CGCAUGCAGUCUUGUUUGUAGUUCACCGGCAGAGCGCCUUACUCCCCAUUCUUCCGCCUGCAUACUCAGUACUCAGCCUACUUCACAGCCCCCAACAUCAGCCUAGGGCUUACACAAGGCUACCAUCAUGGCUAAUUACGACAACUCCUCGCGAGACGUGUCGCCGGGUCCUCGACGCCAAAGGGCUCCUACCAUAACCAUCGACACGUCCGCUGUUAAUCCCAACGACACGAACAUGGGUGAAUCUGCCCCCCUAGGCGACCUACAAAACAAUAGAAUAAACACACAACUCAAUGCCGAUAACAACAUCUCACCUAAUCAGUCGCCGUUGGACGCGCGCAACACAGCCUCGUUCGAAAACAAGGACAUCAAAGCGACGUCGCCCCAUAAUGUUUCCGCGCCAUGGAAUAACGGACAAACUUUUCUUUCAGUUCCGGGUUCGCGAUCUCGCGGCAACUCCAUGGACUCGUCCACUGAGAAUGGCGAGGCUACUAUCCCCUCCUCUCAAGGCGAGACAAUAAGGGGGGAUCAAGGUCCUUCAGAUAUUCUAAGCGACGAUCAAGCGCUUGUGCCCGAUCCAGGGACAGAAGCGGAUUUUGCCGUCGAGAACAACAAGUUCGCCUUCUCCCCUGGACAGCUGGGCAAACUGUACAACCCUAAAAGCUUAGGAGCCUUCCACGCUAUGGGUGGGUUAGACGGUCUAGAAAAGGGUCUGAGAACCGAUAGAAAAGCUGGUUUGAGCGUCGACGAACAUCAUCUCGAUGGUACUGUCACGUUCGAGGAGGCGACUCUCCCAACUGCUUCUCAAAACCCCUCCAAGGCUGAAGUCUACGGGGCUACGGGUACCGGUGCUGCGCCGAGUGGACCGGAUUCUUUUGCCGACCGUAAGCGCGUCUUCAGCGACAACCGUCUACCCGUUCGAAAGCCUAAGAACAUCUUCCAGCUCGCAUGGAUAGCCUACAACGACAAGGUUCUCUUGCUCCUUACCGGAGCCGCCGUUAUCUCACUUGCUCUUGGUCUCUACCAAACGUUUGGUGGUGAACAUGAACCUGGCACGCCAAAGGUUGAAUGGGUCGAGGGUGUUGCUAUUAUCGUCGCUAUUGCUAUCGUUGUCGUCGUCGGUGCCGCCAAUGAUUGGCAAAAGGAGCGACAAUUCGUCAAGCUGAAUCAGAAAAAGCAAGAUCGCUACAUCAAGGUGAUGCGCUCUGGCCAAAUCCGAGAGAUCUCUGUUUAUGAUAUCUUUGUUGGAGACGUUGUCAAUCUGGAGGCCGGAGACAUGAUUCCCGUUGAUGGUAUCCUGAUCCAGGGCCACGGCAUCAAGUGCGACGAAUCUUCUGCUACUGGUGAAUCUGAUCUGCUCAAGAAGAUGCCAGGAGACGAGGCUUUCCGCGCCAUCGAGGAGCACCGAAAUCUGAGGAAGGUCGACCCGUUCAUUCUCUCUGGUGCGAAGGUCUCAGAGGGUGUAGGAACAUUCAUGGUUACCGCUACUGGAGUCCACUCGAGCUUCGGCAAGACAAUGAUGUCUCUUCGCGAGGAAAGCGAGGUCACUCCUCUGCAGGCCAAGCUGAACGUUCUUGCAACACAAAUCGCCAAGCUCGGUGGAGCAGCUGCCUUGUUGCUCUUCAUCGUCUUGUUCAUUGAGUUCCUUGUAGCGCUCAAGGGCAGCAGUGAUACCCCGGCGCAGAAGGGCCAGAACUUCCUGGACAUUCUUAUCGUCGCCAUCACGGUCAUUGUCGUUGCCGUUCCUGAAGGUUUACCUCUUGCUGUCACGCUUGCCCUGGCCUUUGCUACCACACAAAUGCUGAAGGACAACAACCUCGUUCGAUUACUCCGAUCCUGCGAAACCAUGGGCAACGCAACUACCAUCUGCUCCGACAAAACUGGUACACUUACUCAAAACAAGAUGACUGUUGUGGCCGGCUCUCUGGGAACUGCUCUUCGCUUCGGUGAUCACAAGCUCAAAGUUUCUGAAACAGCACAGGGCGAUGUCACUAACGACAAGGCUACUGUAGAGUCGCCUGUUGAUGGUCCCAACGAUGUGUCCGCGCCAGAAUUCGUAUCAACCCUCAGCAAAGACGUGAAAUAUGUUCUUGAACAGUCCAUCAUCCAGAACACGACAGCCUUCGAGGGCCAGGAUGGAGGGCCCGACCCUUUCAUUGGCUCCAAAACGGAAACCGCUCUCCUUGGAUUUGCACGCGAUCACAUGGGCAUGGGCAAUCUUACCCAAGAGCGCUCAAACGCCAAUAUCGUCCAGGUCGUGCCCUUCGAUUCAGCGAUCAAGUGCUCAGCAGUUGUUGCGAAACUCGACAAUGGCCACUAUCGAAUGUACGUUAAGGGAGCGUCCGAGAUCCUUCUAGGCAAGUGCGACAAGAUUGUCACCGACGCGGCGAAGCAGUUGACUGAGGCUCCUUUGACUGGGGAUAACCGCGAAGCACUCGAACACGUCAUUACCACAUACGCCUCGCGCUCCCUCCGAACCAUUGGCCUAAUUUAUCGCGACUUCGAGAGCUGGCCCCCUGCAGCAGCACGCAACGAGGAAGACCCAAGCCAAGCCAUCUUCGAACGAGUUUUCGCAAACAUGACCUUCCUCGCUAUCGUUGGUAUCCAGGACCCGCUUCGACCUAGUGUCCGUGAAGCCGUCAAGGACUGCCAGGGUGCCGGUGUAUACGUUCGAAUGGUGACUGGUGACAACGUUCUUACUGCAAAGGCCAUUGCUGAAGACUGUGGAAUUCUCGUUCCCGGCGGUGUUGUCAUGGAAGGCCCCGUCUUCCGCAAGCUAUCUAAGAGGGACAUGGAUGCUGUCAUCCCUAAGCUCUGUGUUCUUGCCCGUUCCAGCCCUGAGGACAAGCGUAGGCUCGUCAAGCGUCUAAAAGAGUUGGGCGAGACUGUUGCGGUGACUGGUGAUGGAACAAACGACGCUCCAGCGCUCAAGACCGCCGAUGUUGGUUUCUCUAUGGGCAUUGCUGGAACAGAGGUCGCUAAGGAAGCAUCCGCUAUCAUUCUUAUGGAUGACAACUUCGCCUCUAUCGUCAAGGCUCUGCUUUGGGGCCGUGCUGUGAACGACGCCGUCAAGAAGUUCUUGCAGUUCCAGAUCACAGUCAACAUCACCGCUGUCUUGCUCACCUUCAUCUCUGCUGUUUCUAGCUCGGACCAAAGCUCCGUCUUGACCGCUGUCCAACUUCUCUGGGUCAACCUCAUCAUGGACACCUUCGCUGCGCUCGCCCUUGCCACCGAUCCACCCACACGAGGCCUUCUCAACCGGAAGCCGGAUCCCAAGUCUGCUCCUCUGAUCACAUUGAGGAUGUGGAAGAUGAUCAUCGGGCAAGCUAUCUACCAGUUGGUGGUUACACUCAUCUUGUACUUCGCUGGCAACUCUAUCCUGGGAUACGACACUGAAGAAGAGAGGGAUUCUCUGUCGACACUCGUCUUCAAUACCUUUGUGUGGAUGCAGAUUUUCAAUGCUCUGAACAACCGUCGUCUCGAUAAUCGCUUCAACGUUUUCGAGGGUAUACAUCGCAACAUCUUCUUCAUUGUCAUCCUGGCUAUCAUGAUUGGUGGUCAAACCUUGAUCGUUUUCAUUGGUGGUGCAGCCUUCUCUGUCGUCAGGAUUGAUGGCACACAAUGGGGCAUCUCCAUUGUUCUGGGUGUCCUAUCUCUCCCUGUUGGUGUGAUUAUCCGUCUCAUUCCUGACGAGCUCGUCGCAAAAUGCAUUCCCAACUUCUUCAAGAGGAAGAGCACCCCAGAGCUUGUGUUAUCCGACGACGACUACCAAUGGAACCAGAGCAUGCUUGAGAUUCGGGACGAGCUUGCCUUCAUCAAGAAGGUUCGUGGCGGACGCCUUAACAACCUCAAAUACAAGGUCAAGCACCCCAAGGAGAUCUUCCAUAAGUCGCGCCCCAGCUUCUCGGCACCAAGCACUCCCAACAAUGGUACGGUCGAGGAAGGCGCACCACCGACACCCGACUCCAAGAGCCGCAGUCGCAACAGGUCUCGCUCCAACUCUGCCUUUGGGCCGGCGGCCGUCAUGGCUGGUAUUGUCGCAGGAAGUGUUGCUGGUUGGUCUCCCUCGAUUGGCGAUGGCGAAAACGACUCGAUCAGGUUCAGCCGCAACGCCGUGAAACAAGACCUCGAAUCCCAGCAGGGUGUUCAAGUUCACCCUGGAACCAACGCCACCGAACCCAUCCUCGCCCCCCCGCCCACCGAGUAUCGCGGCCCUCCAAGUCAGAACACGGAGACGACGCCCAACUUUGUGACUGGGCCCUUUGCCGGCGAUGCAAAGCCGGCUGAUACGUUGAGAUCGUGAAGAUGAUGAGGAAGGCGCUUUUUUUCUUACCCUUGCUUUAACACUUUGAUACCUCCCACCUGUUUUGUUUUGGUUUGUUUUGUUUCCCAGGCUUUCCGCCUUUCCAGAGUCUGUACACGGUCAGAUCCUUUUUUUUUCGCGCACUGCUGUAACGUACAAUGCAUCGCAUCGGCGUAAUGAGGCCUGUCUGCCAGCAACGAGACGUUAUUGUCCAUACCCGGCUUGGCUUCUUUAUAUCCUAGUCUGUUUUUUCGCGUGUGUCUACCGAGCGAAGCAAGCUCGGCAAUGUGUAUUAUUGCAAUCCUGCUUUUUUCUCUCUUUUUUUCUUUCAGAGAAUAUGAGGGUGCUGUUUGGGCGGUGGGGAGUGCAAUGCAAUGGAAUGAAUAUUUGGUAGAGGUGGCUUGAAUUGAAAAGAUUAAAACUCAACAGAAUGUGUCAUGGGAGUUGUGAUGUGAUGUUAUGUGGUUUC
Messenger RNA from Dothidotthia symphoricarpi CBS 119687, 4772 nucleotides. Its product is annotated as calcium-translocating P-type ATPase. The transcript has a single exon. Gene Ontology annotation, molecular function: P-type calcium transporter activity; ATP binding; ATP hydrolysis activity. Gene Ontology annotation, biological process: calcium ion transmembrane transport; intracellular calcium ion homeostasis. NCBI's taxonomy places the organism in Eukaryota, Fungi, Ascomycota, Dothideomycetes, Pleosporales, Dothidotthiaceae. The record is from RefSeq and is a predicted model, not a curated record. Gene Ontology annotation, cellular component: intracellular membrane-bounded organelle; membrane. The coding region runs from base 128 to 4303 and encodes 1391 amino acids.